Caenorhabditis sp. 36 PRJEB53466 is the source of this 3198-nucleotide messenger RNA. NCBI's taxonomy places the organism in Eukaryota, Metazoa, Nematoda, Chromadorea, Rhabditida, Rhabditidae. The record is from the annotation of a GenBank genome assembly.
AUGGGCACGAACACGGGUCUGGUGAUCGCCGGAGUGGCAGGCGCGACAGCGCUCGUCAUCUCGGCGGCCGCAGUUCCGUUCGUGGCUCCCGCAUUGCGUCGCGUCUGCAUCCCCUACGUGCCAGCCACUCCGACUCAGCUCGCAAACGUCUCCCGCGCACUUUCUCUCGCUACCAACAACACGAAGGGAACUCUCAUUGAUCUAGGCUCUGGCGACGGUCGUGUUGUGAGUAAAUUUUGGUUAUUCGUGUGUUUUUCAGAUGAAAUUUGGCGAACAGCUAGCCAGCCACUUGACGCCAGAGUGGCGGAAACAGUACAUUGACUAUGAAAGACUCAAAAGUCUGUUGUACGAUGACAUGAUGGAGGUGCCGGCCGACGACGACAGAAGAGAAGAGCACAUUUCCCGGCUCGACGAGAAGUUCUUCAAUGAGUGCGAUCAAGAACUCACGAAGAUUAAUCUAUUCUUCUCGCAAAAGAUAGCCGAAGGUCAAGGAAAGCACCACGAGCUGCAGACUGAACUGCAAGUGUUCAAAGAUGUGCUCGGCUCAAGAAACGAGGCAACCGGAGUGCGGAGAAGGUUCGGAGGAAAAGACAGAUUUCACAAGGAAACAACUCGCAACGAACAACAGCUGAAACUUGCAUUCUCCGAGUUCUAUCUGUCCCUUGUGCUCGUGCAAAACUACCAGCAAUUGAAUGCAACUGGAUUCCGAAAGAUUUUGAAGAAGCACGAUAAGUUGACUGGGAAUGAGAGAGGACUCGACUGGAGAAUCAACAAAGUAGAGAAGUCGUCUUUCUUUUUGAAUCGCGAGAUUGAAACACUCAUUACAAAUGUUGAAACAAGUGUAAUCAACGAUUUGGAAGGCGGUAACCGACAAGCAGGAAUGAAACGACUCAAGGUUCGAACUGUAUUUCUGCAAAUCAUAGUUGAAUUGGUUUUAGGUUCCACCACUUUCGGAGAAGCAGAAGCCACUCACAACCUUCUCAUUGGGCCUAUUCAUAGGAGCCAGCAUCGUUCUGCUGUUGGCCAUACUUCUCACUUGGUGGGCUUCCCCGCCACGUCCCCAGGAACCGAAAUGGGUGGCAGUUCGGCUCUUCCGUGGACCUCUUCUUCUCUUCCUCUCCAUAUUCCUCUGCGGAGUCAACAUGGCUGGAUGGGCUGGCGCUGGAGUGAAUCACGUUCUAAUCUUUGAAGUGGACCCUCGAAAUCAUCUUUCCUAUCAAACGCUCAUGCAAAUCGCUUCCUUCAUGAUAAUGCUCUGGUCGUUUGCCGUACUCGCCUACCUCUACGCCCACAUGUUGCACAUUCCGCCGUUUGCUCCUCCGCUCGCCCUCAUGAUUGUCUGCCUCGUCCUUCUGCUCAAUCCAAUCGCCAAACCGGAUUCAGUUUUCCAUCGGAAUUCUCGGUUCUGGUUGCUGAAACACUGCUAUAAAUGUUUCACUUCACCGUUCCAUUUUGUCACGUUCACUGAUUUCUGGCUCGGAGAUCAGAUGAAUUCGUUGACGACUGCCUUCCUCGAUUUCCAGUACUUUGUUUGCUUUUACGCGACCGAAGUCGACUAUUCGAAUGGAUGGAUCGAAGUGAAAGGAAUAAACUCAACCACCGGAUCGAUUCCAUGGGGAAGUGUCGAGCUGUCGAACGGAAAGGAUCAGUGCGCAUCAGCAGCCGGAUUGAGGUCUCUCAUGUCCAUAGUUCCCGCUAUGAUUCGCUUCCUACAAUGUCUGCGGCGAUACAGAGACACGAAAAGAGUGCAUCCACAUCUGGUCAACGCCGGAAAGUAUUCAACCACGUUCUUCGUGGUUGCCUGUGGAGCACUCAACAAAUACUACGAAGCGAGCGAUCCGAACUCGACGUCCAUCUUCUUCUACAUUUGGAUUCUCUCCUACAUCAUGUCGUUCACUUAUACCUUCCUGUGGGAUAUCUUCAUGGAUUGGGGCCUCAUUGAUCCCCGUGCGCCAAAAGAAGCAAGAUUCUUGCGAGAAGAAAUGAUAUAUGGCAGCAAAUGGUACUAUUAUCUGGCUAUCGCUCAGGACUUUGUGCUUCGUCUCGCAUGGGUUCUCAAUGUAUCUCUCGGUGAGGCAUGGACUCUGGACUCCGACUUCCUGACUACAGUGACGGCACCAUUCGAAGUUUUCCGUAGAUUCAUCUGGAACUAUUUCCGACUCGAGAACGAACACGUGAACAACUGCGGUCAGUUCCGUGCCGUCCGCGACAUUUCGGUGAAACCGAUUCGAAAGGGGGAUCUUGAGUCACUUCUCUCCAAAAUGGAUCAAAUGGACGGAGUCACCCAUCGUGGACACGAUCUGAUGGAGAGAGUGAAAAAGCAGAAGAAAUCGGCAAAGGCCACCCGUCAACUGCUUCGCAAAAACCGAUUCAAUCGGAUGAUCGCGGCUGCUCCUGUCGUCACGACUACUUUCAUUGAUACCACUAUUAACAACUAGCCCGUCGGUCAGACCACGACUGUAGUUCUUUCUAGCUUGUGCACGGUUCACUAAACUCUUUCUGCCUUCUCGGUAAUCAUGACAAUCUGUGAGCGCUCGAUUGUCUUCAGGGAGCCUUUUGCCUAUUUUUUAUCCUUUAUUCACAUUCCAUUCUUUUUUUAGUCUACCCUAGCCAGCUUUAUUGCUCAUCUUCUCCUGUUCCCAUUUUUUAUCUAGUCGUAUUUGAGUGAAAGUUUUAAUAAAUUUAUGAAUUUGUCCUGAAAGUCUGGGAUGUAUUGUAAACUUGAGAUUUUCUCUUAGUUUCGUCAGUUUCAAUGUCUCCUUCCAGGUGCUUCAAUGUGCCAAACAAGGAUACAGAAGCACGGGCGUCGAAUUGAACUCAAUUCUCGUCGCGUAUUCGAAGUACCGAUCAAUCAAAGACGGACUCAGAAAGGAGGCAAAGUAAUUCUGGAGCACAUCUGUAUGGUUAAUUGUUGUUCAAUUUCAGAUUCCAGAGGAAGAACAUUUUCAAAACGGAUAUGCAUCCAUUUGACACCGCCGUGAUCUUCGGAGCAGAAAGUCUAAUGGGCGAUAUGGUUCCGAAGCUGAGCGAGAUGCGGCCGAACACCAAUUUGCUCGCGUGCCGCUUCCCACUUCCGGAGAACGAUGCGUGGAAACUGGUGAGAAGAAGAUAGAAGCCCAAUGAGUACUCAUCACGAUAAUUCAGGAGCAUCAAAUCGGAGAAGGCAUCGAUGCGGUGUGGGUCUACAAACGGAAUUGA